Molecule: messenger RNA, 237 nt
Organism: Ilyonectria robusta
Lineage: Eukaryota; Fungi; Ascomycota; Sordariomycetes; Hypocreales; Nectriaceae
Product: histone-fold-containing protein
Exons: 1
Biological process (GO): positive regulation of transcription by RNA polymerase II; negative regulation of transcription by RNA polymerase II; transcription by RNA polymerase II
Cellular component (GO): negative cofactor 2 complex; nucleus
Molecular function (GO): transcription coactivator activity; core promoter sequence-specific DNA binding; RNA polymerase II general transcription initiation factor activity
Source: RefSeq, a predicted model, not a curated record
AAGUUUCCCACGGCCAGGAUCAAGAGAAUCAUGCAAGCGGACGAGGAAGUCGGUAAAGUCGCCCAGCAGACGCCUAUCGCUGUCGGCAAGGCGCUCGAGCUUUUCAUGAUCCAAAUGGUGACCAAGAGCGCCGAUGUUGCCAAGGACAAGGGCUCCAAGCGAGUCACUGCUUCAAUGCUCAAGCACGUGGUUGAGACGGACGAGCAAUGGGACUUCUUGCGCGACAUUGUCAGCCGC